Molecule: messenger RNA, 762 nt
Organism: Nematocida major
Lineage: Eukaryota; Fungi; Microsporidia
Product: diphthine-ammonia ligase
Exons: 1
Coding region: 1-762 (253 amino acids)
Biological process (GO): protein histidyl modification to diphthamide
Molecular function (GO): diphthine-ammonia ligase activity
Source: RefSeq, a predicted model, not a curated record
AUGCAGUUCAUUGCCCUAGUAAGCGGAGGCAAAGACAGUAUAUACAAUAUGCAGAUGGCGAUGCAGGAUGGGCACAUUCCCGUGUGCCUUCUCAAUAUGAAAAUGCCUGCAGAGAGAGACUCCUUCAUGUUCCAGUACGCAGGAAACAACCUUCUCCCGGGGAUAUCCGAGUGCUUAAAUCUGCCGCUGCACCAAAAAGAGACGAGCGGCCUCUCUAAAGAGCGCGGGAUAGAGUACAAGGUCACGGAAAACGACGAAAUAGAAGACCUUUUCUCGGCAAUUCGCUCUCUCCAGGGACUGUAUGAGUUUUCUGCAGUUUCUGUUGGGGCUAUUUCCUCGGUUUACCAGUACAACAGAGUAAAGAGCGUUUGCGACAGGCUUAACCUGCAGGUUCUCGCAUACCUGUGGGGGCAGGACCAAAGAGAGCUUCUCCAGAGAAUGUGCAGAGAUGGAAUAUGUGCAAUUGUCGUAAAAGGAGGCGGAUACGUGGGGGAGCUCUUGGGAGAGACAAUUUCCACGGUAUACACGAAGUAUUCGGGGUAUAUACAGGGCCAGCUGGAAGAGCACAAAAGCCUAACGGAGAAAGACUUCAAUCUGUGCGGAGAGGGGGGCGAGUACGAGACGCUUACGCUCGAUGCCCCCAUAUACGCGAAGAGGAUAGAGAUAGUUAGAAGCACGGUCGAAGAGGAAGAGUGUGACGUAAAAACUCUGUGCAUUUUGGAGUACAAAGUAGUUGAUAAAGCCCAGGAAAAGCCUCUCUAG